CGAAAAUUUAUAUUUUAGUUUAAAUAUUAUCAUUCAUGCAAUCAAAAUCAUUAUUAGUAUUGAUAUAUUAUUUUAAUAUUUUUGAUCCAAACUCUAAUAAAACAAAUAUGAAAGUUGGUAAUGCAGCUUAUUGUUUGUUUAUUACAAAUGUCACAUUUAAAAUUUGUCAAUGUACCUUCUUCUUUUAUAACAUGUUUUUUUUCAACAUAGAAAGUCUGAAACGUUCGACCAUGUUUAUCGUAAAAACAAAAAAAUUCUUAUAUAUUUAAUUUUAAUUUAUAUUUGACUAUUUCAAUCUUAUUAAAUUUGGUUAUUUUAUAAUAUGUUUUAAAACAUAUGAAAAAGUAAAACGUAAAUACAUAGGAAAAGUAAACAUUUUUAAUAAAGAAGAAAAGUUUAAACUCAUUUAAUAUUUUAAAACAUAAAGUUGGAACUGAUUUUUUAUGAAAAUUCACAUGUAUUAAAACAAUAGAGGUGACAAUGACAAAUUAUUUUUGAUAAAUCCAUAAACCCCGAAAAAUCUUAUAGUCCUAUAAGGACUGGGCCGGGCUUUGAAUUUUAAGCUUAAAUUAUUUUCGGACCAGACAUGACUCAAAUAUUUACGGGCAACACCCCUCCUUUUAGUAGAUAUGAACUAUUUUCUAUUUAAACGGCAUAACAAAUCUAACGAGAUCUUUGGGGAAGGUGGGGGGGGGAUAGUACAACAUAAUUAUUGGAUGAUUCUUAAAGUGGAGUUCUUAGUGGAAUAUAAGAACAUGUCUCUUAACUUUUAAUUAAAAAAAUUAAGAAUUGGCUCUUAAAUAAGAGUUUUAAAAGCCGGUUCUUAGCUUUUUUAGUUAAAAAUUAAGAGAUGGGUUCUUAUAUUCUGAUAAAAAUCCCACUCAAAGAACUUUCCAAUAAUCAUGCUCUUAGUAGUAGCAACGAUUAUUGUCGUCCUUAGUUUUCUAAUAAAACAUAAAACAUUGUUUUAUUUUUGUCUAAGCAAAUAGUGAUUUAGUUCUUAAGAGAAUUUGUUGCCAGAAAAAUGGGUUCUUACAAGAAUUUAAACUCAGACCAACGAAUUUACAUUUUAUCCUAAAUCUUUUUUUCUCACUAAACUACUAUUGUUUGAUUUAGGGAAAAUCCGUUUAUAAGAAAUAGAGGGAAGCAAUAGAGAAAGAGAUGCAUGUUUCAUCCUCCAUCUCCAUUAGGGGUGCGACGAAGCUAGCUAGUAUCGCGAAACCCAAAAAAUGUAAAUAUAUUAGAGGCUAGUCUCCAAUAGCGGAGACAGUAAAUUCUUUUACAUGGAUCAGUUUAAUAACAAAUGGCAAUUUAUAAAAAUCAAUAAGCUAAAUAUCUCAGAUUUUCUUAUAAAACAAAAAGAAUUUUUAUUUUCAUAUGGAUCAUAUCACCAUUCUGAUACUAUGCUAGCUCGGCUACUGGUAGUGUCUGAUGAUUCUCUUUCUUUGGAAUUAUAGAACCACUAAGUCCUCACAAAUUCAUUUCCUGUUCAAAAGCAUCAUACAUGUUAAGGGGGGUGCUAGUGGGAAGUUUGUUGAUUUUAAAAGUUGAGAGAUUUGUUAAAUUUGCAAAAAUAUGUAGAGAAUUUUGUAUAUUGUGAAAAUUUAUGAAAAUAAAGUAAUGUAAUGAUUCUAAGAAUUCAAAGUAAACAUGUAGUAUUCUCAAAAUCUUAAUUUGUGAGUUAAAAUGAUAAGAAUUCAACUCCCAAUAACACUUACUUUAGUAGAUUUGUAGAAUCAUUAAAAUUUAAACUUUUUGAAUAACAAAUGACUUUGUAUAGAAUUAUAGAAUCAUCAAACCAAUAACAAUAGAUUUUAAUGAGAAUAUAAGAAUCUAUAAAUCAAUAACACUAGACUUAGAAAUUCUAAAACUCAUUAUAAAUCUCAUCCCCACUAACACCCCCUAAUAUUAAAUACCAACUGUUAGAAUAAUUGUAUUAAGUGAGUAAAUUUAAACAUGAUAAAAUGUCAUUCAUUUUGGUUAAAGUUGAGUUAUAUUCGCAUAAUGAGAUCCAUUGAAACAAGUGUGUAUUUUGUGAUAUAAAGAUCAAAAUAUUUGUUAAAUAUUCCUUCUAUUAGCUCAAAUUAAUAAUAGACCCUACUUACAUUAUCGCCUGAACUAAAUGUAAAAAAUUCUAAAAUAAGAAAUAUAUAGGUUUAUCAAGGCUAAGUGUUUGCCAAAUGUUAAUGGACGAGGAUCGAGUAGCUAAAUCGACAAGGUUUAGAAAACCAGUGUAUACAUAUAGUUACAUAUAUAAACUCCAAAAUAAUUUAUAUAGCCCUCGUACGUACGUUUUUAUCAACUUGUUGUUUGCAUAGGGCCUAAACAUGGGUAUUUUUUCCCUAGCUAAAAUAAAUCUUAUGCAAUUCCUUAUGUAUAAUGGUGCAAUGUGAUUGUUCAUUAAGUAUUCUAAUAAAAUAAAUAAAAACUUGCUCAAUCAAAAAAUGUAUCUAGAACAAUACAAAAGGUUUAAAUUCAGUACCACUGUUAAAAACUGUUAUUUGCUAAUACUUGUUUCCAAAAAUGCUACUGUAUCCAAAAUUGAGCGUCAUCCAUUGUAAAAAUAAUCACAAAAUAUUAAUAAGAUACUAAUCUUCAAAUAAAACCAUAUAGUGUGGGGUACAUUUCAGUAUAGUUGUCAAAUUAUUUCUGAUUGGUAUUCUAUGCGAUUAGAAAUCUUAAAAACUUGUAAAAAACUGUCAAAGUAUUAGAAGAAGUUAAUUAAGAAAACGACAGAAAAAAAUAUAUACCGUGCCUUUUCAUAAAUAUAUAUAUUGGGUAAUAACCAGGCAAUAGUGACAUCUGGUGUCAAAUGAUAAAAAAAGAAAUAUUAGUAGUGUAUAACUGUUACCUCUAUACAAAUGAUUUUUAUAACCUGUGCAUAGUUUUGCUCAAGUCUCCAACUACAAGGAGAUGGAAACUGAAAAUGACUUUUCCCGUUCUCCAUUUUGUAGUUCGAUUUUUUUUUGUCGAAUAUAUCAUUCAAUUAAAACACACAGAGUUUUCUCCUUAGCUGUUAGCAUAAAAAAAUCAUAAUUAAAUACAUAUAUUUUAUAUAUAUUAAACCAAAGUCAAUUAUAAUUUAAUAGGAGAUGAAAAUCCAAUGUCAAUUUCUAUAGUUUAACAAGUUACAAAAACACCAUGCCAGUAUAUAGAAUAAGUUGAUGAUGAAUAUCCACUGCAAAACCAUAUAUUUUGUAAGAUGCUGUUUAAUGUAUUUUCUAAAGUUAAUAUGAACCAUGUCGUUGUAAGCAAAAUUCUUAUAUACUAGAAAAUACAUUAUCUUACCGACUAUUCAUUCAAUAGGAUUGGCAUAAAACUUUGGACAAAGGUUAUGAACACAAUCAGUUUUAAAAAAAAGGUUAUGAACACUUGAUCAGCUUUCGAAGAUGUGACUAGACAUGGACGAUUGGAUCCCAGUUCGGGCCAUUAAACGAAAAGCAUAAAAACGUACUUAACUAUAUAUAAAUUACAGGUAUAUUAACUACAAAAAAAAAAUCAUAAUAGACCCUCGUCUGGUCUUUGAUUUGAUCAAAAAAAUUCUAAUGUAUAUAUCAUUUCUUAUAUCCGUUGAAUAAAUCAAGUGUUAUUUGUUGCCUGUAGACUAUAUUGUUAUCGUUCCUUUUUUUGUCCUACAUCAAUCAAUGCACCAAACGUCGAAGUAUAAUAAAAAAGAAGUGACGAAUGCACGAGGCGGACGCAAACCGUAACAAAAGUUCUAAUGCGAUAUUAAAGAUUCUGAUAAUAAUCGUAUACUUAAGUAUAAACAAAUCAAGAAGCCAUAGAAAAAGAAGAGGAGCAAAAAACUUUUAUUAUUAGAUGGUCUUAUAAUGCCAAUAAUUAUAUAUAGAUAAGCAAAUAAAAAUAUUCUCUUCACCAACCAAUCGUCAGCCAAAUCAAAUUAAAAAAGGUACAUCAAAUAAUUGCCUUUUUUUAUAAUAUGCUAAACACUUAAACAGAGAUAUAUGUUUUACAUAUACUAUUAUAUAUUUUUUUUAAAGCGAGUAGGACGAGCGUUGGUAUUUACCAGUUAUAUGUUUUUCAGCGCCACUUUUUAUAACUGUAAGAUCAGCUGAAAGAGACAUCUUCUUGUUAAUAGACCUCAUGCAUUUACCUGGGUAAUGUUUUCACACAAUAGUAGAUUCUGCUUGAGGAAAAAAUAUAAUUUGUUUUGCCUUUUAUUUUAUGUUUUUGAACUAUUAUUUCGACUAGGUUUAAGUUAUAAAUAUUGAGCUUAGUUAAAAAACAAAGUUAUAUAAAUAUUAUGGUUAGGACCAAAUGUCAAAUCGAAAAACACAGCUGCGAACUGUUCGUAGUUCUGUCCUUUUCCCAUGUCGAGUUAACAUAUGUGAUUUCUGAUUAUUAGGUUGAGUUUAUCAUUUUUCUAGUAUAUGCGUGUGGUUUACGUCUACGUCUCUAUUUUAAGUGCAUAAAGUAUAAACACAUACUAUAAUAUAAUGAACAAUGAUGCUGAGGAAUAUCCGACACACGUUGCAGCUUGAUCCCUAAUUCUGUUUGGUAGGAUUCCUUACAUUUACCUUAUCAUCGCAAAUUAUUAACUUUUUUUCUAUAAAUAAAAAUAUUAACCGGCGACAUGACACCAUCUUCAGCAAAAUAAUGUUGAUCUCACCUGUAGUAUAAUAAAAAGGACCUAAAUUUUUUAAUUUUCAACAUAUAUAUUUACAUUAUGAGAACUUUGACCCAACACCGCCAACAGUAGAAACGAUAAUAGUAGAAAAUAAAACGAAACGCAUAAUUUACAGUCGUUCACCAUAUGUAGCUCAUACUCACCCUAUGUUUUGGGAAUAUAAAUAACAUGAUAAGAUCUGAUCAAUAAUUAAUCAUCACAAAUUUACAAUAGACACAUAUGUCAUCACGCCCUUUCUGAUGCAUAUUUGAUAAAACAGUGAACAAGUAUAAAUAAAUCCGAAGUCCGAACCAAAGGAUGUCACAUAAGGUGAGAUUAUGGACUCUUGAAAAAAGUCGGGUAUGUAUUGAAAUCUAAGGGAUUCAUAGUGAAAACCUGAUUCCUCAAUUCACUUUGUAACUUUUGGUUUAAUAGUAUAUCACAUGAGUUGGCUCACGUUUAAAUAUCUCUCAUGAGAAUAUGUACUUUACUUUACUAUUUAAGAGAGAAAUGCCCGAUUCAAUCCGAUAAUUAACUCUGUAAAAUAAUCACUAAAACUUAUUGAGUAUUGGAAAAGACGAAACUUUGAGGAUCGAGUUUAUAUUUUCAUUCCUGUAUCGGUUUCUAGAAUAAUAUCUAUAGAAUAAUAGUACUAAAUACAAAAAAAACUAGGUAUAAUAUUACAAAUAUCGUCCAUGCUAACUGAAACGACAAUAUUAUGAAGAAUAAAAAGUGUUCGUUUGGCGCUUUUAAAAAAUCUCAAAGAGGCAUCAAAUUGCCAGCUAUCUACCCAACAAAGAAUAUAUAAGAUUAAUUUAUAAAUCAUAAUAAUACUCGUCUGAUUUGCGAUACUGUUUGGUCGUGCGUGCAAGCAUUGGUAUUUUCCCAUUAAAAUUAUUUUAAUCAGAUUUGAUUACAAAUUGGGUCUUUCAAGCUGUGCACAGCUUUUAUUCUACUGAAUAUCCAUAAUAAAAUAGAUAAGUUUGGGAGUGAAAACUAUAUCGUUCUGUGUAUUGAAUUAUAUUAAGCACAGGUACACUGAUCUUUUUUUUUUUUUUUUUGGUAAAAAUGUAAAGAUAUUAUUACCAAGUUUUUUCGUUUUUGACAGAAAAUACAGAAGUUAACAAGAAACAGAUAAACGGAAAAUAAAUCUAAACACAAACUCGAUUUAGCUAAAACGGGACGAAAGACACAAACUACCUAAACCGCUAUCCCCGAGGCUCGACCAUGUCCACAACAACAGCUUGCCGCAAAAGAAUGAGCCAAGUUCAACCGAGAGUCGGAACCCGGUAAUUUUGGCCUCCCCGAUGAUCCGCUCUUAAAGAUAAUGGCCCAUCCGAGAACAGCUUGCCGAGGCUUAAUAGCACAAUCCCACAAGAACAGACAACAAGAGCAGAGGCCUAACACACCCGCAGAAACCAAAACCGAGCUUUUAUUAGACCCGAAUACGACCUGUACAUGAUGCCGUUCCGAGCAAAAAGGGGCUGCAACCUCCGAACAUCCCACACCGAGCCCAACCUGCACACAAUUGCCUCGCACACCACCACAAAGAGCUCAAGCAAACCCAAGUGAUGCUGGGAUGUGAGCGAAGACCGAGCGUUAGGAAGUGGCGGUCAAUGACCAGAGAACCACCACACGCUCGUCGUCGCCGAGAACCGACGAACUGAAAUUGGAGACGCUAGGGCCGUCACUUGCCUCAACAAGAACGGGAUUUGAAACAGGGCACACCAGUACAGAAACCGCAAAGAGGAGGGCCAAAGGUGAGGAAGCAAAGUGAAAGGCCACUCAAGCGGACAUAGACGACCGCUCUUUAAACCUCCCAUAUGACCUACGCGAGCCGGCCACCGAGCUCAGACACCAUCCCGCCUGCGUGCUGAAGCUCACGAACUCACCGCCGUGGUAGAGAAACCCACCAGCACACACCACGCUAGGAGGAGGAUACUCAGGUUCAAAAACCGACGAGAGACACCCUCCGUAGCCGAGAACCGCCUGGGCUAGAGCAGCGAACCGUCGAAACCCAGGAGAGGACACCGCGACGCUCCUCCUCACGUACAGAAAAAGCAGGACGAGAUCUGAAAGAGAAAAUCGAUCUCCAACCAUACCCCAAAAAGCCGACUGCAAUCUCCACCCACCGCUCGACUUUCUCGCCAUUGUUCCAGAGAAAGCUGAGAGACCACCGGAUCAAAACUCCUCUGCAGCGGAGCAAAUUCCGGAGCCAAGCCCUAGCCCAGAACAACGCACAUAUCGAAGGGAGCGAGACAGAUGGGAUAGCAGCAAAACGAGAGAAAGAAACUAGACGGAGGGGGCCUCCAGUCACCGUACGCGCCGCCACGCGCCGUCGGUGCCGAAGGAGACGAAGCUCAAGUUUAUCGUCUUCAAGGGAUAAGGUGGAGAGAGAAAAAUAUAAGAUCAUAUAGCUGCCGACAUUUGCGGAGCAUUGAUACAUUCAAGUACACUGAUCUUUAAUGUCUUUUAUUCGUCAAACUGUCAGUUUUUCCUACCUAUAUCCCUUUGGGGGGGGGGGGGGUGCGUUUCCUAAUUCUGAUUCUACCCCUUUUAAUAUGCAUCAAAUAUAUAAUAAUGUAACUCUAUAUAUUGCAUAAGACUUCUAGGCAACUAGAUGCAUCUUUUUUUCAAUUGAUGAACGGGAAGAACAUAUAGUUAUCCUCCCAUAGACCCAUUUAGAUUAUUUGUUAGUUAUGUAAAGUAUGAAAUUGAUUAAUACUACUUUAAAGUAAAAUACACACAUUUUAUCAAAUGAUAGGAAUAUUCUGAAGAUAUGUAGAAUAUUAUAGAAAAAAAUAUUGUACCUAUUAAACUAAAACAUACCUUUGCUAUAUCACGGCAGAUUAAACUACUAUUAACGAAAUUAUUUGAAAGUUAUCUUUUAAAGAUUGAACUCAAUGGAGUAGUUGAAAGCUUUUGUAAAACGUAAACCUAAUCCUAAAUAAGAUAUAACCUACUUUGUAGUCGAAGAAUCUAGUGAGCUUCCCCAGUUUGUUAUCCAAAAUUCUAUUAAAAACACAUCAUGUGUACUGUGAAUACAGCCAAACUCAUGCUUUUUGCAUUAUUAAUCAUUGGUCAUAAAUCAUAAAUCAGGUAUAUCAUCCGAAGAUAUUCUUUUUGUUUUACUUAAUAUUUAUGUGUUUAAUUAACAAAUAUGUAAUAGUGUAUUAAACUAAGCAAUAAGAUAACCGGAAAUGCAUUAAGUCAUAAACGAGAAACGACAAAAAAAUGUUUUGAAGACCAAGUAGUAUAGAGCCCACCAUUUAGCUGUCGAUAUCUAAGGAUAUCCCCGGACUUGGUUAUUUAUAAAUUAAUUUAGAGAGAUGAUUGUAAUUUGUGACAUAAGUGUUGACAUUUUAUCCACUAUCUAUCAUGUUCUAUAUAAACAUCCGAAUUCAUCUCCCCAAUUCCCUCACUUCUCACAAGACUUCGAACAAACAAAACUAACUAAUCUUCUUGAUUAAGAUUAAUCUCAUUUAAGACGUUUAAGUUAAUAACAAAAAUAAAAUGGAAGCUAUGGGAGAAUGGAGCAACAACCUCGGAGGAAUGUACACCUAUGCAACCGAAGAAACCGAUUUCAUGAACCAGCUCCUUGCUUCCUACGAUCAUCCUGGCACUGGCUCAUCCUCAGGCACAGCCGGCGGAGACCAACAGGGCUUGUAUUGGAGCCUUGGUUCUAAUCACAACCAUCUUUCCCUCAUGCCUGAAGCCAGUAGCUUCGGUUUUUCUGGGGAGAGCAGCAGCUACAGCGUUGCGGACAGCAGAUACUACACGGUGGUACCACCCACGGUUGAAGAGACUAACAAUGGGUCAUUGGGCUUUGGGAUGGAAGAUGCGACCGUCAACACCAACUCCUAUCUUGUUGGUGAGGAGACAAGUGAGUGUGACGUUGAGAAAUACUCAUCUGGAAAGACUCUUUUACCAUUGGAAACUGUCGUGGAGAAUCACGAUGACGGGGAGAGUAUGUUGCAAUCCGAGACUACUACUGACUAUCAUAGAUCUCUCGCCGGGUCUAAGAAGAGAUCGCGUGCGACAUCUACUGAUAAAAACAAGAGAUCAAAAGUGGGUAAGAGGGGCCAAAAAGGCAUAGAGAUGACUUGUGAUAACAACAAUAGAGGAGAAGAGGAAGAAGGAGAGAAGGUGAAAAGAAGAAAGAGUGGGGCUAUGAUGAGUAGACAGAACUCGAGCACCACAUUCUGUUCCGAGGAAGAAUCACAGUGCCCUUCUCAGGACGUUGGAGGAGAAGAGGACGAAGAUGCCUCCAAGGCCCUCAACCUCAACGGCAAGACCAGAGCCAGCCGUGGUGCUGCCACCGACCCUCAAAGCCUCUACGCAAGGAAAAGGAGAGAAAGGAUUAACGAGAGACUAAGGAUUUUGCAAAACCUCGUCCCUAAUGGAACAAAGGUUGACAUCAGUACAAUGCUUGAGGAAGCCGUUCAUUACGUCAAAUUUUUGCAGCUUCAAAUUAAGUUAUUAAGCUCUGAUGAUCAAUGGAUGUAUGCGCCGAUUGCUUUCAACGGAAUGGACAUUGGCCUUAACCUACCGAGAUAAUACACGGAUCUUUUGAUUUUAGUCGGAGUUUUUUAAUAUAUAAGCAAAAAUGUAAUAUUGCUCAUUUUUAAUAUUCUCCGCCUUUGAACGAGUGCGAUUAUAUUUCUCGUACGAUGUUCAAUGUGAGAGAAAUGGAGAGUCACAUUCGAUUUUUGUAUAUUACAUUCUAAUUUUAUAUUCCAUUUUUCAAUAAACAUUUGAGCCAUUCUUUUAAAAUUUUAGAUGUUGAUGUUUCUUGGUAGCUGACUCUAUACCAUAAUCAAUUCAAUCUGGUUGUCCUCAUUAUAAUUUUACCGCAUAUGAUUCAAUAAUGUGCGACCACCAUUUAUUCAACGGUGUUGUCUCAUUGAUAAUAACUGUAUAAUAAUUAUAAAAAUACUAACAAAUAGAGCGAUAAACUAAUUUUUUUGUUUUAGAAAAAGAAGAAAGAGCAAUUGGAGUGAUAAUAAAAGGAAACCGAAGUUAGGUAAUCUUUGACUUUUUUGGGAAUCUGUAAUAUUUAACUAUGUACUAUUGUUUUUAGAGUUAUUAACACAAAAAAGACACAUUAUGUGUUUUUAUUACAUUGAAGGGCACAAUGUACUACUGAGGUACUUUCCAAUGGUUGAAUACAUGUUUGCCCUCUAAAAAGCUAAAUUAAGGAUGGGUAUCUAGGUAAUUAGCCAUUUUUUUUUGGUUGGGCUAGUUACAAGAUUUAAAAUUUGAAAAUAUUCUGGUUUGAAGUUGUGGACACGAAAAUGAAUCUAUAGUUUGGGGUUUUUUUUAUUUACAUGAGGCACGUUAAAAAAUCUGGGUUGGUAAUAUUUUUUCCAUCGUUUUCGGUAAAACACAGAGAGGUUCCGUUGGAGAGAGCGGCGAACGAGAUUUCCUGUGGAAGAUAUUUUAACGGUGGAGGUUGACGGAGAAAAAGAUGUCGCCGCGAAAGAAGCGAACUGCAAGGGAAAAGAUAAAGGUAAGUAUUUAGCUUGCUUCCAUCUCGUACGGUUUCGAUUUCAGGUUUCUUCCGUUAGAAGGGUGAAAUUGCAUACUUUAUGAAGAGCCUCUAGUUGUUAGGGUUUCGAUUUGGGGUUUUUUUAUUAGGGUUUCGAUUUGGGGGUGGGGUUCUAGAUUUCUGUUGAUCUCCCUUUUAGGGUUUGUAGAUUAGUGUUCCAAUUUGGGAGUUCACUAAGCUUUAAUUUUUUUGGUUUGUUUGUGUUACAUAGAUGACGCAAACAGAGGAGGGAGGCAUCAAGUUGAGUUUAAAUCAGAAACUCUGUUUUAUUAAAGAGAAACAGAGCAUCUUCACAAUCACUCCACAUGUUCAUAAAUAACCAAAAAUUUAUUAGUUGGUAACACAUAGCCAAAACGUAAUCCACGUGUACACAUUUUUUUCAAAGUCUACAUGUACAAAGAUCGCAAAGCUUCAUAAUAGUAUCCAAAUGUACACUGUUCUUAAGAGUAACAUGUACACCGAAUCACAAGAUCCAUGUGUACACAUCAAUAAUUUUUAGUUUUGGUCAUGAAAUAUGAAACACUUUGUAAGAAUAUUUAUUUAUUAUUGGAGAAUAUAAUUAAAUUAAGGUUUGAUGUUUGAUGAAAAUGAUUGUCUUAUGGCGUGUGUAAGAGGUCAUGCAAAAAUAAUUUUAGAGCAGGAACACUAAAGUACGAAUUAGUAACACAUCUGCAAAAAAUUCAGAGAGUCUAACAACAUAAAUGCUGAUAUACAUUAGACUAGAUAGAUAAACCACAAAACAUACUUUGUAACUGAUCCAUAUCAUUACUUGCAAGUUCUCCCGAAGAAUGCUUAAGACAAAGUUAUCAUGUUGUGAGGAGGGUUAUGAUGAUGAAUAUCAAAUCCUUAAACUUGAUGAAAACAACGCUUAUUGGAAAUAUAUAAUUGGACCCAAUUUUGAUAUGAAGAUACCUAACCUUGUGAAGAUGGUUAGUGUUUAUCUUAACAUGCCUAAGCGAAGAUUAGUUAGAUCUAUGCAUGAUCAUAUUGUGGAGGGAGUUUUAGGUGUGUAAUAUGAAAAUCAUCUACUAAGAGUCACAUGGUGUAGUUGGUGGGUAGUGUGUACACGACUUAUAAUCAUAUUUGUUUGUGUACAUGUGUACACGAUUUCAAUUGUACACAUGGAUAGUUAUGGUCAUGUACAAAUGUUUUAUGUACAUAUGUACCAAUAAAGUGGUCGUUUAUACAUGUAUUGUAUGUUAGACAGAUGAAAAGUGUACAUAGACAAUAAAUCCCAAACUAUUUUCCAACUUUGAGAAUUUUGGAUGUCCAAAUACAGUGUAAACUGACAUAAAUUUAAUGUACAGAGUAAUUUCAUAUAAUUUUAGUAUGCAUUUAGACAACAAACAUAUUUGUACAUAUGUACACUAAUAUAAUAGUGUCAUCUGUACAACAAAAUAUAAGCAUAUAUAUGUACAAGAACAUGUACGUGUUUGAGAUAAUCCAUUAUAUUUCGUCAAGAGAAGAAAAAGAAAAAAGGAUCUUCUUCUUUGGUUCAUUAGUUUGAAAUCCACUGAAAGUCUUCGUAUUUGUCGUUGUUUCACUAGUCAUAGAACAAGAAGGGAGAAGGUUGUUUGGGUGUUCGUCGUCUAGAUUGACAUGGUUGAUGUCUCCAUCGCCGCCGUUGUAUACGUCGCUAUCUCCAUCAUCGUCUACGUUAUUGUCGUAUACAUCUUCAAUGUCACUUUUACACACUCCAAAUCCAAUUCGUUUUAGUAAGAGAAAUCAUUUUUUGUGUUGAAAUUCUUCACUAAUCAAAGAUAAAAUCAUCACCGAAAAAGAUACAAGAGUAUGGUCUGCAAAAAUAAGAGAUAAAGAUGAUAGAGAGGAUGAGAAGAAAAAAACAAAGAAUUGAUUUAGUUAUAGAUGAAAUCUGGACCACUGAAAUUAUAUCUAUAUUAAUAGAUCUAAUGGUCAUAAUGUGGUGGUGGGAUAUGUGUCAUAUAAAGUUUUUUUCUACUGAAUCCUGACCACCAGAUUAUUAAAGAGAAUCAAAGGCUGAUAUUAAAUCCCGCCCAAAAAAAAAGAUAUCAAAUUUAGUUAGUGUAAUGGCCAAUUGGUGUCAGACUUAUUUAAUUAAUUUAUGGUUAGAGUUGAACUCACAAAGUUAAAAUCCAAGUGCUAUUUAAAGAAAAGUGCUCUAGUAGAUAGAAGUGUCCUAGAGUGAAAAUAAGAAGUAAGAAAGUGUCCUAUAACGUAAAUCUUUCUUGUUUUUAUGUGUCUUUAUGUGUAAUCAACUCCUAUUGUUAACUCUACAAAAUUAUUUUUCGUCAACAAGAAAGUAACUAAAUAUUUUGUAUAUUUGAAAACAAAUGCAACUAGAAAUAUACAUUUCUCAUACUUCAUGCUCGAAAUGUGUAAGAUUUAAUAUUGAGGUCGUUUUCUUUUUAUCUAUUUUUAUCAUCUGACGUUAAAUUCACCCGAGAAAAAUAUAUAACGGAAGAUGCUUAAGCCAUGAAAAACCUAUCAUUUGAUAAAUUGAAAAAAAAACUAUCAUUUGAAUUCUUAGAAAUAUUUAUUUUUGAUCUUUUGGCACCAUUUUGUUAGUUCUAGUAGAUUGAGAUGCAAAAUAUUUGUAUCGGAUUGUAUAUUUAGUAAUGAAAUUCACGUACUUAUUUUUAAGAAAAUGAAUUAAACCCCACUUUAUAAAAUUAGUUGUAUUGUGAAAGCCAAAUACUCAUAAGAUCGUUGCAACAAGGACAUGACGAAUUAGCAGCUAUGGACAUGACUAAGCAGUCGAAUGUUAUAGUA
Molecule: messenger RNA, 12926 nt
Organism: Brassica rapa (field mustard)
Lineage: Eukaryota; Viridiplantae; Streptophyta; Magnoliopsida; Brassicales; Brassicaceae
Product: transcription factor bHLH85
Biological process (GO): regulation of transcription by RNA polymerase II
Cellular component (GO): nucleus
Molecular function (GO): protein dimerization activity; DNA-binding transcription factor activity, RNA polymerase II-specific; RNA polymerase II cis-regulatory region sequence-specific DNA binding
Source: RefSeq, a predicted model, not a curated record